Botrytis cinerea B05.10 is the source of this 1308-nucleotide messenger RNA. RefSeq lists its product as hypothetical. Gene Ontology annotation, molecular function: pectate lyase activity. Lineage: Eukaryota; Fungi; Ascomycota; Leotiomycetes; Helotiales; Sclerotiniaceae. The record is from RefSeq and is a predicted model, not a curated record. The transcript has 4 exons. Bases 48 to 1211 code for a protein of 387 amino acids.
GUCAACUACCUCUCUACUAUCUGUCAACUGCUUCAGAUUAACUACCGAUGAUGAAAUCAUCCACAAGGUUGAUCACGUUCAUUACUUUGGCUCUUUCUCCCCUCAUAAAUGCUGCAACUACAGUCUCAGGAAGCGCAUAUGGUUUUGCCAAAGGAGUUUCUGGCGGUGGCUCAGCAGUAGCUGCAGCACCAUCUGAUAUUGCUCAACUCAAAUCAUGGCUCGCUGAUAGUACACCGCGAGUAAUCCUCAUCGAUAAAACUUUCAACUUUGUUGGUUCCGAAGGAUCAGCUACUGAUACUGGUUGUUAUCAAGCUAGCUGCAAGCCGUCUAAUGGUGGUCAAGAUUACAUAGGAACCCUAAGUUGUACACCCGGAUCUAACAUUGUUGCCUCUACCAUCACUUACGAUAAAGCCGGAUCGACUCCUCUAGUUGUCGCAUCUUCAAAAACACUUUUGGGUGUUGGUAGCGCUGGUGUCAUUGCGGGUAAAGGACUCAGAAUCCCUGCUACCAGUACCAAUAUCAUUAUUCAAAAUAUUCAUUUCACAAAUAUGAACCCUGCACAUGUUUGGGGUGGAGAUGCUAUUUCUUUGGAGGGAAGUAGAGGUGUUUGGAUUGAUCAUUGUAAAUUCAGUUUAAUUGGAAGACAAAUGAUUGUUUCACAUUAUGCCGCUAGUCAAUUCACGAUUUCUAAUUGUGAGUUCUAUGGUACAACCACAACUUCAGCUACCUGCAAUGGUAAUCAUUACUGGACCAUGAUGAUUGAUGGUCCUAACGACCUACUCACUCUCGAUAGAAAUUACUGGCACAACUUAUCAGGUCGAGCACCAAAAGUUAGUGGUACUAAUGCCGUGGUUCAAAUUACCAACAAUUACAUGGCCAAUAACGCCGGCCACGACUUUGAACUUUACGACGGAACUACGGUAUUAGUUGAGGGUAACGUACUCGAAAAUGUCACUUUACCUUUUAGUGGUACAGGUGGUACUGUCUGGAAUGUUCCAGAUUCUACAUCUGCAACUACUUGUGCCAGUUAUUUGGGGCGAAAUUGUGCUUUAAACACCGUCACGAAUUCGGGUGCUGCUUGGCCUAGUCUUAAAGUCGUAGCGGCUUUAACCACUUUCAAGCAAUAUGGUAAUAAUUGGUUAGUCACUCCCGUUGCAGCUAGCGCUGUUAAGAGUAGUGUUUUAGCCAAUGCAGGUGUUGGAAAGAUAUAGAUAUAUCAGGAUGGUUAUUGAUUGGAACAGUAACUAGAAGGGUGAUCAUUCAUGGGAAAAUAAAUGAGUUUGAGUCGGAAUUUCGCUUAACGGUUCA